GUUAGUGUGGUCAGUGUCAGCAAGAUGCCUAUAACAUUAAAAAUCGUCAGUGUUGGGAGAAUCUGAAUGGAAAAAUAGGACUUGGAUUAAGAUAAAUGCCAGGCCCAGAAGUGAAAAUUAUAAUGGUUUUCCCGAUUGACGUCUAAGAAAGGGAGUCCGGUUUAAACAAAUAUGGAUUUGAUGCCAUCUGAGGUCGCGCGCCUAGUGCUAGGCUAUCUGAAGGAGGCUGGCUGCGAGACUGCAUGGCGGUCCUUUUUGAACGAGUCGGCCGACCUGGCGGAGGUGCGGAGCCUGCAGGCGCGCGGCCGAGCGGUGCCCUGCGGCGUGCAGGGCCUGUCACUGCUCCAGACACUGGAACAGUACUCAACAGCCCGUUCGCUCGUGCAAGAUGCCCGUUUGGGGAGUGGUGGUCCAUCGGAUCCGUCGCCGCCGCCCACCUCCUUCCUGGAGAAGCUGAGACAUCUCAUCGUGCUCGCAUCGCUGGAGCGGCUCAAGGCGGUUCCCCAGGACCCUCCACCGCCGAACCGCAAACGGACGAUCAGCCUGCGCUCGACGCGGCGCCAGAAGCAGCAGGAGCGGCUGCAGGACAUCUCCCACCUGGCGCCGGGACCGACGGCGCCCAUCGUGACGCCCGGCGGCCCGCUCAUCUCGCUCGGGCCCGAGGAGAUGAUGAUGGGUUUUCCGCGCGUGCGCGACGUGCACCAGCCAGCCGACGACGACCUGGGCGCGCACGACGAGGCGGCGGACGAUGUACCGCCGCCGGAGUCGGGCCACCCGGAGCCGGAGCCGGGGUGCGGCGCCAGUCCCGACCGGCGCUGGCGGAGGAAGGGACAGCCGCGCCGGCCGCCGCCGCCUCCGCCACCGGCCGCCGCCAAAGGCAGAGCAUGUGACGAUGUCGCUGUCGCUGAAGCAGAUGCGCAUUUGCAGUCUUUUCUCGACGAAAUGCUCUCCAACGAGGACCUGCAGACGCGGAUAGCGGACAACAUCAACCGCGCCGUGUCGUCGGCACAGAAGGAGCCCAAUCUGGACGAGGCCAUCAGGAAGAUGGUCGACCAGACGACGGCCGACCCCUCCUUCUGCCAGGCACUCAGAGGGUCCGGCGAUGGAGCGGCGCUGCCUGCCGAGGAGGCGCCGACCUGCCCGCCACCGCGGCGCGUUCACUUUGCUGACGACCUGUCCGGUCCGUCUGCCUCCGGCGACGCGCCGUCGAUCGUGUUCGACACGGGUCUGACGGCGAACGUGGCCCAGGUGAGCGACACGGAGGUGCACCUGCUCGGCGUCAAGGUCAGCUCGCCCACCUCGCAGCGGUCGGUGCCGGGCGUGCCGCGUCUCGGACCGGGUGUCGUGCUGCCGGCGAAUGUGGCCGACGGCCUGAGCUGGUGCACAAAGCCGCCGGCCGCUGCCCCACGCCCGUGGCGUUUCUCUCCGCCGUCGGAGCCGGCGCCGCCGCCAGUGCAGAAGCCGCCGCCGGAGCGAGCGUCGGAGCCGGCACCGGAGGAGCCCUCCACCGAGUCGGAGCCGGUGUCGGUGUCGUUGUCUGGGGAGGAGCCGGACACGGAGCCGGACCCCGACUUGAUGUCGGAUUCGGGCUCGGAGUCUGGGGCGGAGAAGGCAGAGAAGGUGGCAGAGCCCGCGAAACCGGCGACCGGGCGGCCGAAGCGUUCUGCGAAAGGAGCUGGUGAGCCGGCGAAGAGCGAAGGAGCUGGCGAUCGAGCAAAGGCUGACGCCAGCGCUCCAGCUAAGGACGGCGGCGCUGAUGAUCCAUCGAAGAGCGGCGGCGCUGCUGACUCAGCGAAGGGUGGUGGCGCUGGCGAUUCGGCGAAGGGCGCUGCCGCCGACUCGGCGCCGCGCUCCAGCUUGCUGGUGCAGCAGCAGGGCAGCACGUGUCCGCCGCCGUCCACGCGGCCCAGCUUUGGGUUCAUGGUUGGCGAGGUGGGCGGCGUGCCGCUGCACGCCUACACCAUGUUCGGCAAGCCGAUGAGCAGGUCGCACUACGCCGCCAUGCGGAAAGAAUCGGUCAAGCGCUCCGAUGAGCAGAAGCGUCUUGCCGAAGAGUUGAAAAAGGCGGAAGAGUUGAAAAAGGCGGAAGAAUCAAAAGGAGCGAGCGGUGGUGAUCCGGAGGAUGGUGGACCGGCGUCAGACAAGAGUCCCGCUACUGCGCCAGCUGGCUCGCCAGCAGCUAACAAGAGCCCAGCCGAGGCACCGGCCAAGUCGCCAGCUUCUAGCAAAAGCCCCACCGCGAGCAAAAGCCCCACUGGGAGCAAGAGCCCCACUGCGAGCAAAAGCCCCACUGCGAGCAAAAGUCCUACCGCUGCGUCAUCCGCGUCGCCCGCGUCGAGCAAGAGUCCCGCCGCUGCCCCGGCCACGCCGCCAGCGUCGGCUGGCCAUAUGCCCAGCAUGCCGCUGACGGGCACUCCGUCGCCGGCGCCCAGCGAGCCUGUGCUGCCCGACCUGACUCCGAGCCCAAUGCCGAGCGAGCCGGCGCCAGCGGACACCCCCUCGCCGCCGUCCUCCCCGGGCCCGGCGAACGACGACGCGCCGUCUCCCGGCCAGUCGUCAGACGCCGCUUCCCCUCCCAUUGCGGGAGCGCCUGCUCUGCCGGCCACCGAGUCUCCGCCGGCGGCGGCUGAUGACGCGGCUCCCAGCGGGACGGCGGCGGCGGCGCCUCCCUCCGAUCCGGCGCCCGGCUCGCCGUCUCCGGGACCGUCCCAGCAGCGUCCGGUCAUCAGUCCGCGGCUCGCCAGCCUGCUCAAGAUCGUGGCCUCCUCGUCGGCGGAGCGUGCCUCGGUGGCGGCCCCCUCGACGCAGCCGCGCGGCCGGCCGAGCCCGACGCGCGCCGGCCGCCGGCAGAGCGCCAGCACGCCGCGCCGGCGCAGCCAUGUGCGCGCGCUCGACUUCAGCACACCGCCGCGGCAGCAGCGACUUGACCUGCGUCACCUGAAGGCCAUCCGUCGCCGGCUGAAGGGAUCGCCAGACCUGCCCACCUUGGCAGAGACCUCUGGCAGCGCGACGCCGCCUGCCGCUCCGACACCGGCACCGGCGGAGUCGGAGUCAGCGCCCGCUCCCCCGCCACCGAGCCCGCGGCGCCGCAGCGGCGGACCGCGCCGCCUGGCGCCCACUCGACUCUCAGACCGCGUGAGCUCAGCGUCGGCCUUCGAGCUGGAGCUGGUUACGCCGGACAAGGCGGGCGGCGGUGUGCGCGUGGAAGACUGGCCCCCGAUACAGACACCGACCGUGCGCCGGCGGCCCUCUGAGAGCUCGCCGAGCGGACAGCCGCGGCCCGCGGCGGGCGCACCAGCGCCGCCGGCCGCUGAAGGGUCCCCCGCCUCUCCCCGCACGGCGUCACCGGGCACGCCGCGCACCCCACGCACGCCACGCACGCCGCCCUCGCUGGGCCAGCCGCGGCCGGUGGGGCCGACGCGGCGCCAGCUCGGUGAGGAGAUUGAGCGGCAGCUGGAGGCGCGCUUCCCGGCCAUUUCGCCGGCCAGAGCAGGCCCCGAGCCACCGCCGACCGCCUCACCGGCGCCGCCGCCCGCGCCAGACGAGCCGGAGCCGACCGCGCCAGACGAGCUGGAGCCGACCGCGCCAGACGAACCGGAGCCGACCGCGCCAGACGAGCUGGAGCCGACCGCGCCAGAGUCGCCCGAAGCACCGCCGAGCGAACCGGCGCCGGCCUCUCCCCCGAUCUUCGCUCGUUCCCCGCCCUCCGCAGGCAAGGCUGCGGCAGCGGCGUCUGUUCUUGCCAAAAAGAAACGCUGGAUACCCUCCAUCGCGGCCUCAUCGCCUGCGGAGCGUCGGAUAACGCGAGCUGCCGUGCGACGCAUGGAGCGCCAGAAAGCCUUGAAGAGGGCAGAAGCCAUAAAGAACGCCGGGAAAAGCCCCAAGCGAACUGCGGCACCUACAAAAAAUACGCAACAGUCUAAAAGUCCAGUAAAAACGGAAGAAAAUAUCGAUAAGGCUUGUGAAGAUCCGGCUGAUGCGAAAUCUGCAUCACCAGCUAAACCAGCCUCGCCAGCAAAAUCCUCAUCACCAACGAAACCGCCAUCACGUGAAAAACCAUCUUCACCGAUUAAACCAUCGUCACCAGUGAAGCCAGCACCUUCGGGAUCCGCGCCGUCCACCCAGGCACCUGAACUAGCAACGCCGACGACUAGUGGCACUAGUGUCAAGCAAGUCCCGCACUUGCUGUUAAUGCAUCAUGGAGGGGGCGACCCCAAGGCGCCUGGAUCCGCGCCUCGAAUGUUCUGGGUUCCUGUGGUCACUAUCUCUGGCUCCUCUGUCAGCUCGGCCGCCGUGACGGCUACAUCGGGGGCUGCCGCUGCGGCCUGCGUGCCUACUGCGCCCCCCUCGACGGCCGCCACCACCAUGGUCGCCGCGCCGGCGGGGGCGGCCACUGUCACAGGCGUCUCCGGGUCUGCCGGUGGACGGUGGGCCUCUCCAGCCGUCUUACAAAGAUCAGUGUCCGAUGUCUCUAGCCAGCAGGUACUGCCUGCAGCCUUACAGAGCGCCGCGAACGGACGGAAGUCUCCCCGGAAGAGCCCGCCGCGAAAGCGUGUCGCCCGCGAGGGGGACGUUGCGGUCACCCAGACGCCGAUCCUGCAGCACACCGCCGGGAACCCGGACCAGAAGUCAGCGACGCUCCUAGGUUCGGCGCCAUCUGCCACUCCGUCACAACCGGGCACAGUUGCUCCUCCGUUGGAUCCGAGCGGUGCCCAGGGACUGGCGGGUCAGAACCUAUCCCGUAGCUCGCUCAGCGGUAGCGCAGCGUCGGACAGUUCUAGCAGCUCCUCUUCGGACGGCUCGGACUCGUCUAACUCGAUCUCCUCUUCGUCAUCGUCAUCGUCUUCCGGCUCCUCGAGUUCGUCGGAGGAUUCCUCGGACUCACCGGACGACACAUAUGUCCCUCCCCUGCGUGCGAACAGCUACCCGGGCGCGGAGGGCGGCCAGCCAACCGAGGUGUCGCGCUCGCCAAAGAAGCGAUCACCAGCGAAGAGGCUAGCAUCAGCCGCUAGACGGUCACCGCUGAAGGGUGAAACGCCGGCAAAGAAAAAGUCACCGGCCAAGUCUCGAACCCCCGCAAAGCAGCAGUCUCUUGUGAAGCAGACAAAAUUAGCGAGGCGAAGGACGCCGUUGAAGCGUCAGCCACCGGCGAAAAAGGGGUCACCUGCGGCGAAGCCUGACUCUAAGCGACGCCGAGAAACUCGGCCGCUGCCCUCUAGCUCAGACGAAUCUGAGGAUGAAGUAGAAGACACUCUGGAGUCGGUGGCUAGGGAGAUGGGUUUGAGCUGGGGACUGGAGAGCGUCCCUUACGAGUCUUCGACUGAUGAGGACCCAAUCGAGGAGCGGCCCAUCAUACCUGCCGAUUCGCCGGCAGUGACGGUCAGUUCUGCCGUCAGCGUGGUCACCACUGCACCCUCGGUCAGUGCCGCCCCAGUGGACGGGACGGCGGUGUCUGUGACCGCCCCCUCCGCAGUCCCUGCGGACUGUGAAGUCGGCGUCACAGAGACACUGGUGGACAGUGACGGCGAGGUGGUGGUGGACGUGCACGUGGACCCGUCGGUGUCGUCGGGCAGUGACGCGCCCGCCGCCGAGCCGACUGCUGCCGCGGACAGCGGCGGCGACUCCGACUCUGAGCUGGACGUCGGCACCGAGCCCGUCGUCGACACGACCAUGGUCGCCGUGCGUCCCGACAGUAGUAGCAGUGGGAGCUCCUUGGACGAGACGGUGGUCGUCGACUCUCCCAACCCGCCUGCGUCCGUCUCCAACCCCGGCGUCGACCCAGCGGAGCCGGCCCGCCCGACGCAGGCCGAGAUGCUCCGCAAGGCCGGCCUUCCGCCCGCCAGUGAGGACAGCAGCGACGCGGGCGCCGUGUCGGCGGCCGUCGCCGCUGCCGCCUCGCCGCUGGCCUCCAGCGUGACGACCGCCUCGCCGGGCCUGGGUCGUCUGGUGAUCGAGACGGACGACACGGACGGAGCCGCUACACCGCUGGAUGGCGGGCGGUCCGAGCGGGCAGCGUGCUCACCGGAGGCGGCGCCGGAGGCCGCUGGGCCCGACCACCUGGAGAUGCUGCCGGAGGACUCCCUGAUGGCCGCGCUGCGGGAUGUCCACAGUCAGGACGAGCCGGACACACAGCCGACAGACUUUCCUCGGGCAGGCCUUGGCCGGGGUCAACCCAAGCGAAGCAUGGCCGGUGCUCGAGACAGGAAGUCGUCAGUCUCCGCCGCUGCAGAAAUAGAUGAUUCGCCGGUGCUGGGAAGGAGCGGCAAAACCAGACCGCAGAGCCCUGGUCGACGGGGACAAUUGGACCGAAAUCGGUCGGACUCGGGCCGUGCCAGCUCAAAGUCGGACCGUGAUGCCGCAAAACCAGGCCGAGAUGGCUCAAAAUCAAGUCGUGAUGACCCUAAGUCUGGUCGUGAUGGGUCUAAGUCGGGCCGCGCUGCUUCAAAGUCGGAUCGUCCCGCUUCAGAGUCGGACCGUGGUCGGUCAAAGUCGAGCCGUGAUAAAUCAAAUUCUGAUCGCGCCGGCUCAAAGUCUGACCGUCCUAGCUCAGAAUCGGACCGUGAUCGGUCGAAAUCGGACCGUGAUCAGUCGAAGUCGGAUCGUCCUGCCUCAAAGUCUGACCGCCCUGGCUCAGAAUCGGACCGUGAUCGGUCGAAAUCGGACCGUGAUCAGUCGAAGUCGGAUCGUGCUGUGUCAAAGUCUGACCGUCCUGGCUCAGAAUCGGACCGUGAUCGGUCGAAAUCGGACCGUGAUCAGUCGAAGUCGGAUCGUGCUGUGUCAAAGUCUGACCGUCCUGGCUCAGAAUCGGACCGUGAUCGGUCGAAGUCGGACCGUGGUGGCUCAAAGUCAGACCGUGAUCGCUCGAAAUCAGACUGUGAUCAAAAGAAGUCAGACCGUGAUGGUGCAAGGUCGGGCAGUGAUGGAAAACCUAAGUCUGUGGCGAGUACCGUGAUGUCCGAUGCAGAUAGAAAACGGAAAGCGCCGCUCCGCACCGAAGACCGUGAGAAAGGUAGUGACAGAAAACCCAGUGGGAACAGGAGCCGUGACAGUGAUGUGAAGAGUGAAAGUAAAGAAGAAGGAAGAAAGAAGCAAGGCAAUAGACUUGAUGACGACCAAAAAGGGAAGAUAGAUGUCGGUAGUACAGGGAAGAACAACCACGGAAAUGAUGGCGAAGCUGGCCGAAGUAGACCUAACGGGCGGGAUGGUGACCGAACCACUAUCUCCAGAAGUGACCAGGGCAGAGCUGGUGGCGGUGACAUGACGAACGGCAGAGAAACGGGGAAGGUUGACACCGACCACCAGAGACGGCCUGACCCGCCGACCAGCCAUACGGGGUCUAUCCCUCAGGCAAGUGCCGCCCGACCGCCAGCGGUUGAGGCUCCGGCGACCCAGACGGCCGCUCCCUCCGCUGGGCGCCCCUCGGUCCGCGCCCAGCCGCCUCCUCCGGCGGCUCCGGAGCCGGAGGAGUCGGAGGAAGACACUGAGGAGGAGGACGACCCGAUGAGCCGGCUGACCAUCUCGCCGUACUAUGUGCUGGUGGACCUGCCUCCGCCGGGCGGCUGGGGCGACGACGUGGACGCCGGCGAGUUCCUGGCCCAGCUGGAGCGGCGCCGAUCGGCCGGCCGGCGCUCCGCGGACGGCGAGAGGCAGCAGCCGCUCUCCUUCAAAGGAGUGCUGCAAAAGACGGCUGUAAGUACGUCUUCUGACCUGAUGGACAACGCCUUGGGUGUGGGCAACCCCAGUCCAGCGAGAGUCCGCGGCGGGCCGCCCCCGGCCGCUCCUGUCCCCGGCGACAAGAGUCUGACGUCAGUCAAACGCAGUCUCAGCACGCAGCUGGACGGGACGCCGUCCUCAGCCGCGGCGCCGGCCGGCGCGCCGCCGACAUCCUCCGCAGGGGUGUCGACAGUGCACCGCUGGGUGCGCCGCGACUCUGGCGGCGCCGGCGACGGGCCCGAUCGCAGGAAAAGCUUCGAGCUGGACCGGCCCAGGACGCAGUCGACCGGGGAGGGACGUACGGAGGGUGACGGCAGCGGCGAGAGACCAGCGCCGUCCAGAAGCGAUGGGAGGAGAGACGACAGUCGCACCGACAAGGCGCCGGGCCAGGCAGGCAAAAGUCGCCGCCCCGUACCGACAGAAGAUGUGGGAAAUCACCAGACAGCGCUGGUGGAGGGAUGGAGUAAGCAGAAGCAGAACCCCGACCGUACUCGGGAGUCCUCGACUGAGGAAGGGGAGCUGGACAGCGGCCGUGGGGGACCGCCUUCUUCCGCCAGAGAGCGAGGGAGACCUGACUCGGGCGGCGACCGGCCCGGACGGAGACACAGUGGCGGUGGCCGCCGGAACAGCAGGAGUGACACGUCGCCCGAGCGGUCGGGCAGACCCGCUGACGGACCUGGUAGGCCACGCCGGCCGCCGGGCGACGGCGCGCGGCGUGGAGACUGGGCUGGCGGUGACGGUCCCCACGUCAGAGCUACUGACCGGAGGCGGCGACACAGCAGUGGCAGCGGCAGUCAGGGUCACAGGAGCGUGGACAGUGGCAGUGAGCUGAGCGAUAACAGGACGGGGCGGUACCGCCGGGACGGAGCGCGGACAAUGGACGCUCACCGGAGGGGACGGGACGGGGAGGAGGCCGACAGGCGGCGAGGUCCGCCCGCCAGUGCCGACAGGGGAGGCUCGAGUGUGUUCUCUCGGUUGGGUAACAAGAGGCAGGGCGGCAGGGAUUUCGAGCGGACCAACGGCCGGGGUGAGUUUGACGAGCGUUCCACCCGCGGGCCGGCUGAUCACAGGGCGGCGAACGGCGCCGGUCGGAGCGACGCAAAGCGUCGAAAGGACCGGGCUGCACAGGGCGACGGUGACUCUGGUGACGCCUUUAGAGACGACCGGUGGCACUGGAGCAGAAACCCGCGUGAUCAGAGGACGGGUGGCACUCCUGACGACGGCGAGCCGGACCGCGGCGGGCGUAAAGGUCAGCGCUCGGACGAAGAUCGUGAGAGACCGAGGAAGACCAGCCGUGCUGACGAGUCGGCCGUGUCGUCCCACAGCCGGAGGGAGAAGGGUGCCAAGGAGAACCGUGAGAAGAGCGGAGGGCAGCGCGGGGAGCCGGACGAGGGCAGUCGCGCCGGCCGUCCUCGACAGAGUGCGCCAGAGGGAGGCGCCAGGGACUCGGCGGCGUCUCGGGGGAAGAGGGUUCGCCACGACUCCGGAUCUUCGGACCAGGAGUCCAAUGAUUCCAAGCGCAAGCGCGCUUCGUCCGGAAUUGAUGCCAGGAAACUGCUGGGAAACUGCAACAUCGCAUCAUUCCUGGAUAAGAUACAUCAUUAGAGUGUCAGUUUACUGGCGGGGAGAGGCCACUUUCUGGUAGAAUUCCGUAGUAGCUUUCUUCGAGAAGGACCAACGCACCCAGUGUUCACUCACAUCCAGUGGUUUUAACCGUGCGCAGUCAAAUAGUGUGGGGCAUAUCAGUGUGCGAUUGUAAACAUAGAAACAGUGUCCUGGGCAUAGCUGUCGCCUCGUACAAACGUGAAGUGUUAUCGUUGAAAUGAAGUGUACAGCGUCAUCCUGUUUUAUAUGUCAUCGCUCUCAGCUCAUUGCUUCCUCGUCGGGGCGAUCACGCGGUUAUGUCCCGUCUUCAGUGCCUUCUCGACUUCGACGAUGCUACAUGUACCGAGUUUGUGAGCUAGUGCCACUGUCUCCAAUUGUAUGUUCGUCUGCCGUCAGUCAUUAGUGCGAUGGGUGUGUUGCUACCAGAUCUCGCUUGUCUAAUACAAGUUUAUGCAUCUCUU
This is a messenger RNA of Amphibalanus amphitrite, 9779 nucleotides long. Its product is annotated as mucin-19-like. Bases 172 to 9318 code for a protein of 3048 amino acids. NCBI's taxonomy places the organism in Eukaryota, Metazoa, Arthropoda, Thecostraca, Balanomorpha, Balanidae. The record is from RefSeq and is a predicted model, not a curated record. The transcript is spliced from 13 exons.